Molecule: messenger RNA, 1320 nt
Organism: Vigna radiata var. radiata (mung bean)
Lineage: Eukaryota; Viridiplantae; Streptophyta; Magnoliopsida; Fabales; Fabaceae
Product: programmed cell death 6-interacting protein
Exons: 7
Coding region: 48-1199 (383 amino acids)
Source: RefSeq, a predicted model, not a curated record
AUAUAAACUUAGAAAUAAGUAGAAUACAUGGGUUUAAGGGGUUGAAAAUGAUGCUGCAUUUUGUAAAACCAUCAAAGCUGAAAACUAAAAAGAUAGUGUUUGAGGAUGUUUUUCCUGCCUAUAAUCUUGUAACACUUGAACAUCUUAAGGAAUUAAGCUCUAAGCGUAAAGCGAUUGAAGAUUCUAUUAAUGAGAGCAGCUUCAUUACAGAAGCUAUUGCAAAAGAAAUGUCUGGAGGGUUGGAAUCUCGCUAUGAACAGGAUAUUCAAAAAAUAGAGCAGUAUCUUCCAUUACUGGAAAAUUUGAUUUCCUGUGCUGCUGUAAUAAGCACCUAUGGUGGAAUCCAAAUGGCUCAAUGGACAGUGGCUCUUAAGAUACGCUGGAGUAGUUCCCUCAGCACAUCUUCUUUCUUCAAUUUCAAGGGCUCUAAAUUUUUCCAAGUUGAUAGUCUGCAAUUUGAACUUGGUAUGACCCUUUUUCUUUGUGGUGGUAUCCUGCGCGAAAGGGCCUUAGAAGUUCUAUCAACUGAUUUGGUUCGAUCCACCACCAUUUUCAGAGAAGCUGCUGGCAUUUAUCAUCAUCUAGCGCAAGAGGUUCUCCCCCCCUUACAGCCUGAAUUGCCACCGCAAAAGCCCCCGGAAGCUCUUGCUGAAGUAUCCACCAUUAUGAGUCUCAUUUGCUUAGCUGAGGCCCAGGCAGUAACUGCAAGGAAGGCUGAAGAGAAAGGUACUUCGUCAAGUCUCUUGGCAAAGUUGCAUCAUGGUGUCACACUUUUUCUUGAAGAAGCUAUUGGAAUUUUUCAUACCGUUGUCACACAGUGCAAAGACAUUUCACCGCACUUACUGGAAUUUAUGUAUUUCUGCAAAUGUUUACAUGAGUUGAAAGGUCAGCAACAUCUUGCAGAAAGCCUGAAGGUCUCUGGUCAAAUAGGCGUUGCUAUCGGUGUUCUUUAUUCUGUGUUGACUAAUGUUAAAAAGAAGAUACCAGGAGAAGAGCCUUGGAAAUCCCUUUACCAGAAGCAAAUUCAAGAUUCUUCUGAAGUGCUCAGAAAGUUUGUACAUGAGAAUGAUUUUGUUUGGCAUGAGAAGAUCCCUUCAGGAGAUGAGUUACCCUUGCCUGAGGGUAAUAAAAUAGUCAAUUUUAUAACAUAUAGUCCCAAAAAAUUGGAAAGAAAACUUUCUCUCAAGGUAAAACUGUAGAGAGAAAAAAUAAAUAAAUAAAAGGAAGAGGUUCUUUUCCAAUGAAUGUGAAGGUGGGUCUGAACAAAUGUGAUGUGAAAUAAUUAUUUGUGGAGAAAAAAAUCAUCUGAAUCUCUCUUAA